CAUCGUCCCCAAUUUGAAUUCCCGCGCUCUAAGAUCUCAAUUGUGAGCCGACUCUUCUUCCUCCUCCGCAGCAAAUCCUUCACCCAUGGCCUCCCCGACCUUCCAUCCCGUCGUGGACGACAAUGACCUAGAAGACGCCGCUCUGUGGGCCGUCAUUGACUCCGCCGCCGCCUCCCACUCCUCCUCCAAAUCCAAACCCCAACCCCGCAGGCCCCUCGCUAUCAAAUACCCAAACUACCCUCGCUGCUCCCCAGUCUCAAACCCUUAUCCUCCGCCCAAGCUGUUCAAGACCGCCGCAAGGCUCGACUCCUCCGUCGACUCCGACUCCAAGUCAACCGCAUCAGAGGGCGAGGUCGUCGAGGAACCCUGGGCGUUUCACCCCCCGAGGAAGAUCGCGAGGUCCUCUUUUUCCGAAGUCAACGACACGAGUCCUCUGGUCGUAGUUCGAAAUGUGCAGCGCACGACGCCUACCACUCCUACGACUCCGUUUUAUUCGUCGCCGGAAACGCACUUGUCGCCGGGGAUCGGGAAUUUUGCGAGCCCUGUGAACUAUGCGCAGAGAGGGGAGAGGGAUAACAGCUCUGUAGCUGUUCAUAGCAUGUCCGGGAGGUUCCCUUCGGUCUCUCUGUUUAAGGAGUAUCAGAAUGCAGCUAUGGCGAUUUUGGAGAAAACAGAUUACACCAUGAUUUCUGGGCAUCCUUUCAUUAAAAAGUCAGGUUGGAGGAAGAUAUCAUUUUACUUCAAUCUCUCUUUUGAGAUCAAAGACAAGACCAUUGAAUUUGAUGAGAAUCGAAAUGUUCUCCGGGCCGAAUUUGUAGUUCGGGCACACAUGCAGGGCGGUAGGUUCUCAGAUGGAUGGGGUGCAUGCGAUCGGCGUGAGAAGAGAUUCAAUAAACCAAAUCAUGACAUUCCGAGCACAGCGGAGACCAGGGCUAAAAGCAAAGCAUCCCAGGAUCUGCUAGGAAUCGGAGAGUACCGACCAGGUGCAAGUCAGUUCAACCAUUAACCGUGAUCUCAACAGCUGUUUCUGAAUUGCUUUAUUAAGGUUCUGCUGUAUAAUUCUCAGAAUUUCUUGUUUGAGAAAGCCAGUGUUGUUGUAUCUUCACAAUGUCUUUUAAACUGGAAAACUUGUCCAGCGACAAAUUUCCUACUCUAAUUUGCCGAGGAGUGGUUCAAACUUA
Malus domestica (apple) is the source of this 1181-nucleotide messenger RNA. RefSeq lists its product as uncharacterized. NCBI's taxonomy places the organism in Eukaryota, Viridiplantae, Streptophyta, Magnoliopsida, Rosales, Rosaceae. The record is from RefSeq and is a predicted model, not a curated record.